AUGGCCGCCGCGGGGCUGCAGCCUCACGCGCCUGCUGGUGACGCCGAGCCUCUCUCCGCCUCCACGCCGCAGGUGAGCGGGAUCGAGAGAUGCAUGACAGGCCAGGCAGAGCUGGAGUUUGGCAUCGUCAUUCCUGUUAUGGACUACAUUAUUAAGUGGACUCCCCUGCACUUCGCCUCUGAAAAUGGUCACUUCGCAGUGGCUGAACUCCUGGCCGCCAAGGGAGCGGACCUGGAAGCGAAGGACCAGUAUGAGUGGACUCCCCUGCACUUCGCCUCUCGAUAUGGUCACUUCGCAGUGGCUGAACUCCUGGCCGCCAAGGGAGCGGACCUGGAAGCGAAGGCCCAGUAUGGAGCGACUCCCCUGCACUUCGCUUCCUUCAAUGGUCACUUCGCAGUGGCUGAACUCCUGGCCGCCAAGGGAGCGGACCUGGGAGCGAAGGACGACCGCGGAGCGACUCCCCUGCACUUCGCCUCUGAAAAUGGUCACUUCGCAGUGGCUGAACUCCUGGCCGCCAAGGGAGCGGACCUGGAAGCGAAGGCCCAGUAUGGUAAGGCGAUUUCAGAGACGACGGACGCACAAUGGAAAAAUAGGAGAGCAGCUCUGGCCAAAGGAUCAUUCAUUAGUGCCAUUAUAUCUUAG
Penaeus vannamei (Pacific white shrimp) is the source of this 642-nucleotide messenger RNA. The record is from RefSeq and is a predicted model, not a curated record. Lineage: Eukaryota; Metazoa; Arthropoda; Malacostraca; Decapoda; Penaeidae.